AUGAACAUCGAGGUUGGGAACGUUUCUUAUACGGGAGCCAUCAUUUCCUGGUCGUCCUCGGAGCCCUGCCUGGAGGACUAUUACCAUAUUAUGUAUAGGCCCAAUUGGAACAGCAUCUUCUCUGGCUAUCUUCGCUACAGCUUCCACCACGAGGAGAAGGUGCCUCGAUCUAUCAGCUCCGUGGUGCUGGAACACCUCGCCCCUUCCACUCUCUACUUCCUGUGCAUCAGCUGUAAGAAGGCUGCAUUCCCCUACAGGCACUACUGCACCAUGUUCCACACCCUGGAUAAGAGUCCACUGGCUGCUGGAAGCUCCCUGGUGGACCCCCAAAUCUCCCUUUGGGUCUUGAUGGCCAUUCUGCUGGCCUGCUUCACAGCCGUCUUAGCCUUCAUCUGCCUCCAGUUCUGGUGCAUCCGUUGCCAUGAGCCUCGAUGGUCUUACAGAGCUGGUCACAUGGAGGAAGCCAAUGGGUUGGUGAGAUGGCCAGAAGAGGCCCCAGCUCUCGGUCAGAGGGAGGAAGACCUGCAGGGGCUCCCCCUGGUGGAAAUGCCACGCAAGAACUCCGGAGCUGGAGCAGAACCGGAAGCCGAAGCUGACCAGGAAGCCCCGGAUGUGGGUGCCUUACAGAGGGAGGGUGGUGACCAACCCGCCCUACUGCCUCAUUUUGGGGAGUAA
Molecule: messenger RNA, 675 nt
Organism: Equus quagga
Lineage: Eukaryota; Metazoa; Chordata; Mammalia; Perissodactyla; Equidae
Gene: FNDC9
Product: fibronectin type III domain containing 9
Exons: 1
Coding region: 1-675 (224 amino acids)
Molecular function (GO): protein binding
Source: RefSeq, a predicted model, not a curated record